CGCGCCAAAUUUGCUUCCAUCAUGGCAAAAUUUUUGUGAGUUCUCUUCAUUUUUCAAUUAAAAGUGUAUUGUAAAAGACUUGAAGAGCAACCUCUCCGUCUUAUUUCGAUGGAUCACAGGGAAGAACCUGAUUUCUUACUGAGCGGGCAAACUGUAGGAGCCGACGAGAGUGAUGAAGAAAUUGAAGUUACUGCCGCUGAGGUUCUCGUUCAACUUGAAAAUGCCUGGAUGAACGAAAAAUUUGCUCCUGAGCUUUUGGAAAGCAAAGCAGACCUCGUAGAGUGCAUGCUAGAUCAGAUCAAAGAAAUGGAAGGAAAUUUAAAGAAAAUAAAGCAGGGAGAUGUUGUAGCAUCACUGCAUAAAUUAGAGAUUGACAGAAUACGAUUUGUACUGAGUAGUUACACAAGAACAAGGUUAGAAAAGAUUGAAAAGCAUGUUGUCCAUGUGCUUGAACAGGAAGCAGCAAGAGAAGAAAAUGAACCCUCAUGUUUGUCUCCAGAAGAACUUCAGUAUGCCAAGGAAUAUGCAGACAACAUGGAAGGUCUGUUGAAAUCAUUGGCAUUGCAACACAUGCCAGCCAACAUGCAGAAUAUUGAUAGAAAGAAAGCAGUUCCACGGCCAAACAUGGACAAAUAUGUGUUUUUAAAGGUUCUGGAAAAUCAGGAACAAAUCAUGAUAGAUCCUGAUGAGGAACCCAUUGACUUAGAGGACAGAGCACAAUAUAUCAUGCGUUACAGCGCUGUAGCACCACUUCUCACCAAUGGAUCCGUAUCUCUUCUGUGAUACUUGGAUGAACUGUGUUUUGUCUGUCUACUUUGACUGAGAUGUUUAAUGUUUACAAACAGUGAUUGCAGACAAAAGAUUUUCGGCUGCGAUUUUAACUUUGUAGGUUGCUUGAGGGAACUGGAUAGCCGAGAGGCUUCGCGUAAGAAAAUUCAUGAGCGUAAUUUUAUUCACUUUCCUCAAUUCCUAUUUUCAAGCAAGUUUCCCUCGACGCCUUAUUACAGUAUAACUAUUGUUUUCUUUAUUACAAGUGAAAACGGUUUUUUCUUUCUUUGAAAGAGAGAAGACUCAUCAAUACUUCAAUUCUUUUUGGUCACUGGAGUUAAAAAUCUUUGCUCGCCAGACUCUCCAUUCCUGUACAACGUAGUGCCCUUUGCAACAAUCCUAUGGAGAGAGAGAUUGCGUGCAACUUAGACCAAAAGUUUUGCUGCUCUCCAACACCUGAGAGGAGAUAGAGGUGUUGAAACCCAUAUUGCAUAUUUAGGGAGAGUGUCUCCCUUUUUUCUUCGGCUCAAGAACGUCGUUUUUUUCUGCUUGUCGCAACGUGCCAAUUUUUGAAGUAUUAUUUUGCAAGAUAUAGCUGAUCUCCUCUAUUAUGCAACCAGCGAAUUUUGACCGAAUUUUGGAAAAUAUAGCACUUUGAUGUAGUUAUUACAAGAACGGAAACUUUGGGAAAUUUAUACAAAAGUUUUUGUACUAAUUAACAUCAGUAUGGCUGAGUGGAACUAAUUUCAAAAGCGUCCAAUAGAGUCCUUAGGUUUUAAA
Messenger RNA from Pocillopora damicornis (cauliflower coral), 1548 nucleotides. Its product is annotated as DNA replication complex GINS protein SLD5. The record is from RefSeq and is a predicted model, not a curated record. Gene Ontology annotation, cellular component: GINS complex. Lineage: Eukaryota; Metazoa; Cnidaria; Anthozoa; Scleractinia; Pocilloporidae. Gene Ontology annotation, biological process: DNA-templated DNA replication; double-strand break repair via break-induced replication.